Messenger RNA from Achroia grisella, 849 nucleotides. Its product is annotated as trypsin epsilon-like. Gene Ontology annotation, molecular function: serine-type endopeptidase activity. Gene Ontology annotation, biological process: proteolysis. The transcript has 4 exons. NCBI's taxonomy places the organism in Eukaryota, Metazoa, Arthropoda, Insecta, Lepidoptera, Pyralidae. Bases 1 to 849 code for a protein of 282 amino acids. The record is from RefSeq and is a predicted model, not a curated record.
AUGAUUGAUAACAGAGUUGUUGUAUUUUUUAUUUCUGUACAGCCUUUUGUUAUGUGCCAUUUAAAAGAUAUGGGGGAGCUAAUAUACAAUUGGACAGCUUCUAAAGAAUAUGAAUUGGUGGAUCGAAUCGACGGUGGAACAGAAGUAGAUCUAAAAGAUUAUCCAUUCAAUGUUCAGUUUUUUAAUUUUGGUGGAAUGUGCAGUGGCACAAUAUUAACGACGAAAAUAGUUCUAACAGCUGCACAUUGUUUCGAUUACAAUAGAAAUAUAGCUGAGAUGAGAAUAUUAUCAAAUUGCCAAUUUGUCUAUAAUUGUAAAUCUACGAUUCACCAGAUAUGGGACUUUAUACUACACGAACAUUACAACGAAACAAUAAUUUUCUCAAACGAUGUAGCAGUAUUAAUAAUACACGACAAUUUUGUUUUGGGUCCUUAUGUACAGAAAGCGGUAUUGAUCGAGAAUGAUUUAUGGAUGCACGAAAAUGAGACCAAUUUUAUAGCCACGGGGUGGGGAGUCGCCGAGAAGAAUGAUGUUAAGCAAAACAAAAAUAAUGGACUAAUGAUGAUAUACCUGAGAUAUAUACCACGUGCUAAUUGCUCACGUAUGACCAAUGUGCGGCUAAGUUCAGACAUGUUCUGUAUGUAUGGGGACGGACAGCGGGACACGUGCCGCGGGGACUCAGGGGGAGGGAUUUUAUGGAACAGACAAAUUGUAGGCAUCGUUUCGCAUGGAAGAGGAUGCAGUAAAACACCAAGUAUGUAUAGUAAUGUAUACUUCUUGAAACCAUGGAUAGAAAGAGCUACUCAAGAAUUAUAUAGAAGAUUUUGUCGAUUUCAUUAUCACGAAUAA